Anguilla rostrata (American eel) is the source of this 4106-nucleotide messenger RNA. RefSeq names its product heat shock protein 4a (gene hspa4a). Gene Ontology annotation, molecular function: ATP binding; ATP-dependent protein folding chaperone. Bases 313 to 2859 code for a protein of 848 amino acids. The transcript has 19 exons. The record is from RefSeq and is a predicted model, not a curated record. Gene Ontology annotation, cellular component: nucleus; cytosol. NCBI's taxonomy places the organism in Eukaryota, Metazoa, Chordata, Actinopteri, Anguilliformes, Anguillidae. Gene Ontology annotation, biological process: protein folding.
AGUCGUCUAGAACAGUUAAAACAUCGCGAGAAGAUUGCGAGAUUCACAGGAGGGCUCCCGCAUCAAGCAAGCGCCGGCUUCCAUCGUGCGAACGGCAGAUAACACUGAAGUGGAUAAUGUAUUGAAAUAUUUGUAUAGGUCCGGGUUUCAAGUUAUUCAAUAUUUUUUUAUACAUCGUUGUCGAGUUUGCGCAUCGGGUUGCUGUUUUAUUGUUUUAGAGCACAUCAAUCCAUUUAUAGUUAGGUAUUUUCUUAAGAGAUAUCUAGCUAGCAAACGUUUCACAUUAUCAAUUAGCUAAAGCUACAGUGAAAGAUGUCAGUGGUAGGGUUUGAUGUGGGUUUUCUGAGCUGCUAUGUUGCUGUUGCCCGAGCCGGAGGCAUAGAAACCAUAGCCAACGAGUACAGCGACCGAUGUACACCAGCAUGCGUGUCCUUUGGACCCCGCAAUCGCUCUAUAGGUGCGGCAGCUAAAAGCCAGGUUGUCACAAACUGUAAGAACACAGUGCAGGGCUUCAAACGUUACCAUGGCAGGGCCUUCUCCGACCCCUACGUGCAGUCCGCCAGGUCCGGCCUCGUCUACGAGCUGGCCCAGAUGCCCACGGGGACGACCGGCAUCAAGGUGAUGUACAUGGAGGAGGAGAAGGUGUUCAGUAUUGAGCAGGUGACCGCCAUGCUGCUGACCAAACUGAAGGAGACGGCGGAGAGCGCCAUGAAGAAGCCCGUGGCCGACUGCGUCAUCUCGGUACCCUGCUUCUACACGGAUGCAGAAAGGAGGUCAGUCAUCGAUGCGGCCCAGAUCGCCGGGCUCAACUGCCUGAGGCUCAUGAACGAGACCACCGCAGUGGCGCUGGCCUACGGCAUUUACAAGCAGGACCUCCCGGCGCCCGAGGAGAAGCCCAGGAUCGUGGUGUUUGUGGACGUGGGCCACUCUGCGUACCAGGUGUCAGUCUGCGCCUUCAACAAGGGGAAGCUGAAGAUCCUGGCCCUGGCGUUCGACCCGGAGCUGGGCGGUAAGGACUUCGACGAGCUGCUGGUGCAGCACUUCUGCGAUGAGUUCCGGCAGAAGUACAAGCUGGACGUGCGGUCCAAGCCGCGGGCGCUGGUGCGCCUGUACCAGGAGUGCGAGAAGCUGAAGAAGCUGAUGAGCGCCAACUCCUCCGACCUGCCCCUCAACAUCGAGUGCUUCAUGAACGACAUCGACGUCAGCGGCAAGUUCAACCGCGGCCUGUUCGAGGAGAUGUGCGCCGGGCUGCUGUCCAAAGUGGAGGGGCCCCUGCGCAGCGUCAUGGAGCAGACCAAGCUGAGGAAGGAGGACAUCUACGCGGUGGAGAUCGUGGGCGGGGCCUCCCGGAUGCCGGCGGUGAAAGAGCGCGUCAGCAAGUUCUUCGGGAAGGAGCUGAGCACGACCCUGAACGCCGACGAGGCCGUGGCGCGGGGGUGCGCCCUGCAGUGCGCCAUCCUCUCCCCUGCUUUCAAAGUCAGGGAGUUCUCCAUCACUGACACGGUCCCCUACGCCAUUUCUCUCAAAUGGAACUCUGCCGCGGAAGAAGGUCUGAGCGAUUGCGAGGUUUUCCCAAAGAACCACGCAGCGCCGUUCUCCAAAGUGCUGACCUUCUACCGCAAGGAGCCCUUCUCCCUGGAGGCGUACUACAACACUCCCAAAGAGCCCCUACCCGCCCACCAUGCGACGGCUCGCCAGUUCAUGGUCCAGAAGGUGGUGCCCCAGGCCUCGGGCGAGAGCUCCAAGGUCAAGGUGAAGGUCAGGGUGAACAUCCACGGGAUCUUCAGCGUCUCCAGCGCCUCCCUCGUGGAGGUGCAGAAAUCCGCCGAGGGGGAGGAGCCCAUGGAGACCGAGUCGGCCACGAAGGAGGAGGAGAACAAAAUGCAGGUUGACCAGGAGGAACAGAAGAAUCAAGGCGAUAGCCCAAAAGAGAACGAAGACAAGAAGUCAGAGACUGAGGAAAUGGAGACUACAACAGAAGAGGGAAAGCAGGAGAAGAAGACUGACCAGCCUCCACAAGCUAAGAAACCCAAAGUCAAAACAAAGACCAUCGACCUGCCCAUAGAGAACUCCCUGCACUGGCAGCUAGCCAACGACAUGCUCAACCUCUUUGUUGAGAAUGAGGGCAAGAUGAUCAUGCAGGACAAGCUGGAGAAGGAGCGCAACGACGCCAAGAACUGCGUGGAGGAGUACGUGUACGAGAUGAGGGACAAGCUGCACGGGGUCCUGGAGAAGUUUGUCAGUGAAGCUGACCGCGACACUUUUUCGCUAAAACUGGAGGACACCGAGAACUGGCUGUACGAAGACGGGGAGGACCAGCAGAAGCAGGUGUACAUCGACAAACUGGCCGAGCUGAAGAAACUUGGCCAGCCCAUCCAGGACAGGUUCAUGGAAGCAGAAGAGAGACCGAAGGCAUUUGAGGAACUCGGCAAACAGAUCCAGCAGUACAUGAAGAUCGUUGAAGCCUUCAAGACAAAGGAUGAGUUGUAUGAGCACUUGGAUGAGGCUGAAGUCACUAAAGUGGACAAGACGGUGAACGACGCCAUGAUCUGGAUGAACAGCAAAAUGAACCAGCAGAGCAAGCAGGAUGCCACUGCUGAACCCGUGGUCAAGGUCCGAGAGAUUAGAGCCAAAACGAAGGAGCUGUUUUCCGCCUGCAACCCCACCGUGACGAAACCCAAGCCCAAGGUGGAGCUGCCCAAGGACGAGAAGUCCGGGGAGCAGAACGGCCCGGUAAAUGGACAGGAGAACGCGGAGGCCCAGCCGGCCAGCCCCGAUAAAGGGUCCGCGGCGGGGGGUGCCGGCCAGCCCGCCCCCGAAUCCACGGAAGGCAAGCUGCCGGAGAUGGACAUUGACUAACCCCCCUUCCCCCCCCCCCCUCCUCCAACUCCCUGCUCGCCACGGGUUCCAUAAGGUGCCCGAAAUAUUAGCCCCUUUGACCAUUAUUUGAUGUUAUUUAGGCAGUCUGAUUCUUUCCAGUAAUACUCUCAAUCUGCCAUCAUGGCAUGUUCCUCUUUUUUAUUUUUAUUUUUUUGUUUUGUUUUUUUUUUUUUUUUUUGGUUUCGUUUUAAAAAAAAUGUUAUUUUAUUUAAUUUUUUUUUUUUUAGUUUUUGGUUUGGAAAAUAAAUUUACUGCAUAUCAAUCAGCCUGUUGUGUGACAUCAAGAUGUGAGCGCUGGGUGGAAUCCUGCGCUCUCCUGUGUCGUCGGAACGUCCGGUUUCAUAAAGUUGUUUUUUUCUCAACAUCUCAUCGCCUCAGCUCUUAUUGCCGCUGUUUGAGAAUGUCAGCUCCAGAAGUAAUGAGUAAAUUAGAAAAUAGAGUAAAUUAUAUGUUCAGGUUUAUGUGUUUAUUCCCCCUCCACCCCUUCCUUAAAAGGCACCUAGGGUGGUUCUGUCAGGAAACCCGGUUUUAAAGUGUUUGGAUGGGUUUGGAAAUCUACAUGUUAAGGGGCUGGUGAUUCGAUCUAAUCCAAACACUUUCCCUGGUUUUUUCAUUUCCAAAUCCAUGGUGACUUUUUGUCCAGCAACCUUAAAUGAAUGUCUGCCUCCAAUUAGAUACAUGUUAAUAGAUAAUCGCAAGGUUAAAUUGUCGGAGAGAAGCCCUAUGUGUCCUUUAAGGUCAUGGAAAUGUUGGAUUGAUGUUUGUAGCACUGCAACUUAAAAAAAAAAAAAAAAACGUUAAAUAAAAAAAUUCAAUGUUAAUACUGUAUGGGAAAUGAGCGCAAGAUGGCAGAAAUAUUACGCUAGCAGCUGUUCAUGGAAUGUUGAAUCUGAAAAAUUGUUACUGUAAGACAGUAUUUUUUCAAUGUUUGAAGGCAAUUUCUGGUUGAGCGUAUGACCUUGGUUUAAUAGAACGAUGAAUGGUAGCAUAAGAUACGGUGUUUCCCCCCCUCCCAUUCACCUUAACUAGGUAUCUCUACAAAUGUGGGAGGGGUUAAGGCACAUGUGUAAGACUACUAAGAUCUGUCAGUAAAGGUAGAAAGAAAAAAAAGCAAGUAAAUUUUUUUUUGACUCUGACUGUGGUGAUGGGAUUCCUUUCUGUAGAUCUGUGUGUUGUUUCCCGAACAAAAAGCAUUUCAACUGAACUAUAAAAAAGCGAAACCUGAA